Messenger RNA from Cydia strobilella, 1856 nucleotides. RefSeq lists its product as uncharacterized. The record is from RefSeq and is a predicted model, not a curated record. Bases 383 to 1570 code for a protein of 395 amino acids. Lineage: Eukaryota; Metazoa; Arthropoda; Insecta; Lepidoptera; Tortricidae. The transcript has a single exon.
UUCCAUAAAAGCGAUUUAAAGUGUUUAUUCUUGGCGAAUUUUAUAUAAAUUCAGUGCAUUACUUUGUGCUUAUCAAAAUGUAACAUGUGAAAGCAACCAGUGUACAGUGUAAGAAGUACAAUUCAUACAUAUAGUUUGCAACAAUAUUAAAAACACCGUCAGAAACAAUAAAAAACAUUCCAGUGAAAGGUGCUCGAUCAGAACGCGUAAGCGGCUUCAAAAUUCCGCGGCGCUUACGCCUUUUGUGAUACUCAAACGCCGUGAUCGUACAGCGCUGCGGAGCAUUUAGUAGCGUGUCGUUUGCCUCAAUCGGCUUGAAGAUAACGCCAUACAGAGCAGUAAGGAGCCUUUAAUAGCGUGCAAAUUUAAUUAAUCGUAAAAAAUGCAUGAAAAUGCAAAUCACAGUGUGUACGAUGCGGUCAAGUGCGCGGGUUGUGAUGACCCAUUAUACAUAAAUGAAAAAUUGGACUGUUCAAAAUGCCAUUUAGCAUUCCAUUACCAAUGCUGCCGUAUAGAUGAAUUGCAGUUCAACAACCUUACAUUCACCCAGAAGGCAGGCUGGAUUUGCCCAAAUUGUUAUGGCAGUGCAAGAAAAGGGGAAAACCAAAAUACACCGAUCCGAAACCAAUUUAUGUUAGAGGCCGCGGCGCAGCUAACCGAUGUCGACAUGAAGACUCCUGUAUCAUGGGUAACCCAAAGGCAAAGAAGUAACAAAGAACACGCCGAUCAAUCUCAAUCAAGGCUGUUGUAUCAAUCUGGUAAUAGAAGUCAUCAAUGCCUAACAAAAGAAGACGUCCGCGAUGUCGUUUGUACGGAGUUACGCAACAUUUUGUCAGAAGAAAUAACCAAAGUGUUAAAUCGAAGUGUGUCAGCUCAUCUGCAGGAUGUGAAGGCAGAGAUAACGGGUCUAAAGGAAGAGAUAGGCAAAGUUAAGGAUUCCAUGGACUUCAUCAAUCUUCAAUUCGAGGAUAUCAAGAAGGACACACAUCAUACGUCACAAGAGUGCAAGCGUCUGACGAGGGAGGUGGAAGUCCUACAAGCUACAAACACAGAACUAAAUCAACGCAUUACUCAAAUAGAACAGCAUUCACGUGCUUGCAACGUUGAAAUUCAAUGUUUGCCUGAACACCGAUCUGAAAACUUAGUGACGGUAAUUAUGCAGUUAGCAAAAACAGUGUCCUGCGACAUAAAAGAAGAUGAUAUCCAUCACUGCACUAGAACAGCUAAAUUAGAUGCAGCUAGCUCGCGACCGCGCUCAGUAGUAGUACAGAUGAAAAGUCCCAUAACACGCGACAGACUACUUGCGUCAGUGAUUAAAUUCAAUAAAACCCACAAGGAUGACAAACUCAACUCUAGCCAUCUUGGCCUUGGUGGCGAUAAGGUCCCUAUAUAUGUAGCGGAGCACCUUUCGCCGUACAAUAGGGAAUUGCAUAAGGCGGCAAGAAAAGCAGCAAAAGAUAAGAAUUACAAAUUUGUUUGGGUUCGAAGCGGCCGGAUCUUUAUUCGCAAAGACGAAACGUCGCAAGCCAUUGUUCUGAAAGACCUGUCUUCAAUUAGUCGCCUGUUAUAAGUGGCAUCUUUAGUUUUCUCUUUAUUUAACUUUUAGUGCAUGAUUUUUAAACUAUUGUUUUUCUCGUGAAUAAAUUAACUCUGUACUAUCAAAAUUCUAGAGGGUUGAACACUAAAACCAUAGACUUUCUAUGCAAUGUUUCUGUUAAUCAAUACGAUAUCAUUUGUAUCACUGAAACGUGGCUACAGGAUAAUAUAAGUGAUGGUGAAUUGUUCGAUGACAGAUAUAACGUGUACAGGCGUGCACGAAAUAUUGAUAGUCCAUCAGCUAAAAAAACUGGCGGAGG